CUCUCGCCGCAAUCCCUCCUCGGUGCAGUCCAACCUGCUGCUGCUGAAUUUUUCUUGACAAAUGUUUUUCAAAUAGUUUUUUUUUUUAAGUGUCAGAAUAAAGGUAUCUCCCCCGGCUCCAGCAGCAAACGUUCUACCCCAAGGUGGAUUCCCGCACAAAAUUAAGCUCAAAGACGCCAAGAGAUGGUGACGUGGUUGCCGUGCAGGUCGAAGGCACAUCAAUCACCACAGCUGCAGCCCACACCAGUCCCCCACCACCAGGCUCAGGCAGACUGACUCAGUCGGCGUUCGGCCCGCCUGGGCUUCCCGGGCCCCUUCCGUGCAAACCCUCCCGAUGAAGGCAGGGGACUUCGCCAGGGAACCCCGACCUCUUCCCCCGGACUGCCCAGAGCCGAGGGCCGGAGGAGGACGGUCCCCAGGAAGGAAGCGCCCCAAAAGGGGAAACGUAGAGUCCGGAGCCCCGUGGAUUCCGCUCCACGUCCCAAGCCUCGCCGCCCUGACGCGAACCCCGGGGCCGGUCCCGGUUCCCCCGGGGCCCACUCCCGGGGUAGAGCGGAGAGGAAAAGGCACCAGAGAGGCGCCGAGCGCAGCCUCCCAUACUCACCGUGGCGCAGCUGCUCCGCUCAGCGUCCGGCCCGCCCCUCCACAACGCUGCGAGCGGCCGGCGACCCCAAGGCUGCUCUGCGAGGGCAGCGCUUGCUCCCGCCGCCGUCACCGCCACAGGCACAGGUUCUGCCACAGCCGCCGCCGCCGCCGCCCGGUCGCCGAAGCAGCAGUGCCUCCUCGCUUCCGCUCCCUGUCGGUGUCCCGCGAGAACUUCUCCACGAGGCCCCGCCCCGCCCCGCCCCCGCGAGACUUUCCCCGGCGGAAAAGGCCCAGAGCGCAAGCGCUCCUCCUCGGCCGGGCCCCUGCAGGAUCUCACUCUUGUCACCCAGGCUGGAGUGCAGUGGCGCAACCUCAGCUCACUGCAGCCUUGACUUCCCAGGCUCAGGUAAUUCUCCCAUCUGAGUCUCCCAAGUGGCCAGAACUACAGGCCGGGCGCAGUGGCUCACGCUUGUAAUCCCAGCACUUUGGGAGGCCGAGGCGGGCGGAUCACGAGGCCAGCAGAUCGAGACCAUGGUGAAACCCCGUCUCUACUAAAAAUACAAAAGAAUUAGCCGGGCGUGGUGGCGGGCGCCUGUAGUCCCAGCUACUUGGAGAGGCUGAAGCAGGAGAAUGGCGUGAACCCGGGAGGCGGAGCUUGCAGUGAGCCGAGAUCACACCACUGCACUCCAGCCUGGGUGACAGAGCAA
Molecule: messenger RNA, 1292 nt
Organism: Symphalangus syndactylus (siamang)
Lineage: Eukaryota; Metazoa; Chordata; Mammalia; Primates; Hylobatidae
Source: RefSeq, a predicted model, not a curated record